Molecule: messenger RNA, 570 nt
Organism: Spirometra erinaceieuropaei
Lineage: Eukaryota; Metazoa; Platyhelminthes; Cestoda; Diphyllobothriidea; Diphyllobothriidae
Source: the annotation of a GenBank genome assembly
AUGUCAAAACUGCAGCUUACGAUGAGCGAAUUCCAAGAGAUUGAUUACUGCAGCAUCUGUUGGAAACCCUACAACGAUCCCUUCAUCCUACCUUGUCAGCAUAGUUUCUGUAUGUCCCCUUGCCUUGAAAAGGUCCUCCAUGCUGAGGAGGUUAAGUGCCCCGUCUGCCAGCAACCCUUCGCUCUCUGUGACAUUAAACCCUUCCUCCAUCCACUGCUCGAGGAUCUAGUGCAACAGCUGUCCGACAAGUGCGCUUUCUGCGCGUUGUGUGAGACAAUGGUUGAAGAUGGAGAAAGAGACCUACAGUCCUCAACCAGGGCCAGUGGACUCGUUUGUGCAGAAUGCGCGGCCAAGGAGGCUAUGUUGCAAUCUUUUGACAAAACUGAAGAAAAGAAGUAAGGACUUGACUUCGAAACCAACGUUUUCAGACAACUGCCGGAUCCCGAAAUGGAUACGAGUUCCAUCGGGUCACCGCAGCGCGGUGGGCAUCCAUCGUCGUUCGAUGCUGUUGCCUCUUCUAUUCAGCCUGUCAAGCUGUCGCUUCGGGCAACUGUCUGUUCACUUGAUUAG